Messenger RNA from Ruditapes philippinarum (Manila clam), 4717 nucleotides. RefSeq names its product leucine-rich repeat-containing G-protein coupled receptor 5-like. Gene Ontology annotation, biological process: G protein-coupled receptor signaling pathway. The coding region runs from base 604 to 4680 and encodes 1358 amino acids. The transcript has 20 exons. The record is from RefSeq and is a predicted model, not a curated record. Lineage: Eukaryota; Metazoa; Mollusca; Bivalvia; Venerida; Veneridae. Gene Ontology annotation, molecular function: G protein-coupled receptor activity; protein binding; protein-hormone receptor activity. Gene Ontology annotation, cellular component: membrane.
UUGUGAAUCACCUUUACUAUCAUUAACAUAAUUGUCUGCAAGGUGGUUUAGGAAAAUAACUCGCUCAACAGACACGCGAACAUUAUUGUAUUGGGACGAACAUUGGUGUAUCUAUACGCCGUAAACUGAUGUAACAUAUGCGUACACUGGCAUAUUGGAUAUUCAUCGUGGAUCAGUAAAGAACUUGCACAUGGUUAUCAGAGCUUUAUUUGUCAAGUUGUACUAGUUAUCAUUUACGGGAGAGUUAGAAAUGUUUACGUUUCCGGUACUCCACUUUGAUGAUACGAGAUGGCUCAAAUAGGCAUCUUUUAUCCAAACUGUAAAUAUUGGGGAUCUUUAAAGUUUAAAGAGUGUUAAAAUGGAUUACAUAUAGAUAGCAUUAUCUGAAGAAGCACUUAUAAAUUUAAGAAAAUAUCGCAAUUAUGAACAAAUGGAAAAUAUAUUUUUAAUUAUUGUAGAAAGUAUAAAACAAAAUCAUGGUUUUUAAAAUCAAAUAAUAAAAAGUUGUUUUGAAGAAAUAAAAUCCAGUAGUAGAUAUUUACAAGCCGUAUAAAAUCAAGGAUUUUGAUAUAGAAAUACUAUAUAUUUACUAAAAUAUUUAAAAUGCAACGCAGUGUUGUUUGGUUGUAUUUUUUGUGCUUUAGUGUUGAAAUAAAUACUCUAAGAACGUUAAAAUGUGCAAGCGAUUGCAUAUGUAGUGUUGAUCCGAGAACUAGAAAUCUUCUUGUGGAUUGUACAAAUAAGGAUCUUAAAUCUUUACCAGAAGAUUUGGAUAAACAGACACGCACAUUAGAUUUGAGUUUGAAUCAACUGUCCAAUCUACCAGAUCGUGCCUUUUCAGAGCUCACUCGCCUAAAUACAUUGAGUAUGGUUAGCAACUCUAUAUCAAGUCUUUCAAGUAACGUAUUUUCAGGAUUAAAUAAGCUGGAACACCUGUAUCUACAAGGUAAUACAUUACAAUCAGUUCCUGUGGCGGCUUUAAGUGACCUUCCUUCUUUAGUUACAUUGUAUCUAGAUAACAACAAUAUAACAAGUGUGGCAGACGACAGUUUUGCGUCAUUAAAAUAUCUUGGUAACCUACGCCUGGACGUAAAUCUUCUUACAGAAAUACCGGUGACAGCACUUAACAAAGCAAGAACUUUACAUGCAAUAAACUUUGGUUCCAAUCAGAUAAAAGAAGUUCCAGAUUACGCAUUUGUGAAUUUAACAAAUUUAGCUCUCGUGAUUCUAUCAAAUAACAAAAUCUCACAUAUCAGCGAAAAUGCCUUUUAUGGACUUCCAGUAUUGAAACUUUUGGAUCUGAGUAACAACCGCCUUACAGAAAUUCCUGCUGCAAUCAAUGCCUUACCUGACCUAUUUGAUCUAUCAGUUAGAGAAAAUAGAAUAGCUUAUUUACCUGACGGCUGCUUUUCAAGUAACAAGAAGUUGUCGAUACUAAACCUAAAAGAGAACCCUAUUGUUUCGUGCGGUGUUAACACAUUUAGUGGUUUACCAGAUCUGGGAGAGCUUGUUUUAUCGGAGGCCGGUGAGUUAACAAUAUUUCCGAACCUUGCCGGAUCAACAAGUCUCGAGAAAAUAAGUUUGGAUAGAGCUUCAAUAACAAGUCUACCUGACAAACUGUGUCAAAACCUUCACCAACUCACUGUAUUAGAUGUUCACAAAAACCAAAUAUCGUCAAUACCAAAUAUGACUGACUGCCAUGCUUUAACUUCUCUUAACCUCGGAAAUAAUGGAAUAUCAGAAAUUAUCGGAUCCCCACUGGAAGGCCUGUACAGUCUGAAAGAUCUGAUUUUAUCAUAUAAUAAGAUAAGAUAUAUUUCUGGUACAGCAUUUCUAGGACUUCCAAAGCUGCAAUAUUUAGAUUUAUCCAACAAUAUAAUUACCUAUAUACACCCGGAAGCUUUUGCUGCUUUGAAAAACCUAGAGGAUUUAAAUGUUGCGGAAAACCAGUUUGAUAGCUUACCAACUAAAGGAUUACAAAGGUUACGUCACUUGAAAACGUUCCACAAUACAAGGUUACAAGAACCUCUACUGCCAGAUGCAUUUCCUCAGAUCCUAACGCUAAAAGUUGCAUAUGCAUAUCACUGCUGUGCCUUCAUUAACCAAUAUAAAGGUGAUAAAAACAUAGAAGGAGCAUUGACAUUUGACGAGAAGGUCAAGUGGUUAAUAAAAACAAAUGCUACACCAUUUCUACAGGAUAGAUCAAACCUUAGUUACGACUGGGGAGAUCCAGAUUACUACUAUGAUUUUAAUACUCCACUGUACGAGUAUGAACUUAACAGAACAAAUUUAACUACUGACGAGGAGUAUACUGACGGGAUGGCAUCAGCCUAUUCAUUUGAAACCAUGGUUAGAAUCAAACCACCUGUUCGCUGUGAACCGUUACCGGAUCCGUUCCAGCCAUGCGAUGAUUUGUUUGGUUGGUGGUCUCUCAGAUGUGGUGUAUGGAUCGUGUUCCUACUAGCUGUUCUAGGUAAUGGAACUGUGCUUUUUGUGUCUUUGACCAGCAAAUCCAAGAUGGAUGUGACACGAUUUCUCAUAUGUAACCUAGCGAUGUCUGAUUUAUGUAUGGGGAUAUACCUGGGCUUUCUUGCUGUCGUUGAUGCUUCAACUCUAGGAAAAUUUGAGAAUCAUGCAAUCUUCUGGCAGACAGGUCCUGGAUGUCUGGUUGCCGGAUUUCUCGGCGUUCUGUCCAGUGAAUUGAGUGUGUUUACAUUAGUGGUUAUCACAAUUGAGAGAUUUUACGCUAUAUCACACGCAAUGCAGAUUGGGAAACGUGUGAGAUUAGGACAUGCUGGUAUAGUGAUGACUUGUGGCUGGAUUGUUUGUCUUUCAAUAGCUAGCUUACCGUUGUUUAAAGUCAGUGAUUAUAGAAAGUUUGCUAUUUGCCUACCAUUUGAUACCGAAGACGAACUUUCACUAGCUUAUGUCUGCUUCAUCAUGAUAUUCAACGCUAUAUCGUUUAUCAUCAUUGUCAUCUGUUACGGAGGAAUGUUCAUUUCUAUCCGUGCAUCACAUACCUGGAACUCCAAAGACUCGAUCGUGGCAAAGAGAAUGGCUCUUCUUGUAUUCACUGACUUUUUCUGCUGGGCCCCGAUUAUAUUUUUCUCGCUGACAGCAGCUUUUAAUUGGCACUUCGCAAGAAUAAGCCUAGACGAAGCAAAGGUUCUGACUAUAUUUGUGCUUCCUUUAAAUAGUUGUGCAAAUCCAUUUUUAUACGCGUUCUUUACACGUCAAUUCAAACGAGACUGUGUAAAGCUAUGUAAAAGAAUUGAGGAGUCUAGCAUAUCUCGUCAUUUUUCAAGUAGUGGUCUUGGAAGGAUGUCAGCAGUGUCUCAUAGACAUCAUCAGAUCAACAGUUGUAGCGGCAAAAGAAGCUGCGAGAACUCCCUUAAUGAACCAAGUACAUCCGGGGAAGCUUCGUCGUCUAACAAUCCAUCUGACGACUCUGAUUUGACUGUCAGAAAAUUACCACUUACACGUGAGGAAAAGCAAAUUCUACACUACAUGCGGUCUGACUUUCGUCUACCGCAGUCAAGACUAGCCUCACCAACAGAACUUUCGUCACCCGAAACAGAAAUUAGACCAAUGCUUCGAAGCAGCCAAGAACCAAACUUAGAGUCCAGGGCUGCAAGGCUUUCUCCUCGGCCAAUGUUAACAGAAGAACGUCAUGACAACUCUCACGAUAUAGUUCUACAUACAAAAGAAGGAAAUGUAUAUUUAAGCGCAAAACCAAAAACUUUUAAAAGUAUAAGAAAUAAGGAAGGUAAAGUCAGAUAUUUUAGAACUGAUAAAUGUGCACAGCGGCUUUGUCAUCAUUCUGUAAAAUCAAUAAAGCGAACACAAUCAAUUCCAUUUGGAAGCCGGUCAGUCCAUUCUCAAACUGCUGAUUCUUGUGGUGAAAACGAAAAUAUCAAAUCACUUCAAACUAUGGAGACAGAACUAAGAGAUACAAACGUUGAAGACAAAGCACGCAAGAAGUUCGAAACAGACAGAAGCAAAGAUCUUGGUUUGAAAAUUGAUAAUUUUAAGUCAAAGCCAGUUCAAGCUUCAACUAAAAACGAAACUGAAAAAUCUAUUGGCAAAACUAUUUCUACCCAAACUGAAAUGCUUGUUCCUUUACGACAUACGCGAAAUCCCGACCUUACAGCUGAUAUAACAAAACGCGAAAAAGAUAAACAUAUCAAUGAAUGGCGAAAAACGUCACAUUUGUCAUUUCUCUGGAGGAAUUCAGGAAACUUCGAUGUGUUGAAUCAGAAACAAAAGUCAAACAGUUUAGUAGAACUUACAAGACCAUUAAGUAACUUGCAAAAUGCAGCAGCAAAGAGACAUAGCUUAACGUCUAAACACGAAGGAUACAUUCUUUUAAAAAAUUCAAGCAGAGAUUCCGCCUAUGAAGAAGAUGAACUAUAUGAAUUCUAUGACGGCAGUAUAACGUGUCCUGAUGUUGAAAAACAACCAUAUAAGGGUUCUUCCGAGAAGAAGACUAAACGCGAAAAGGACAAAAAGGAAACAGCAAAAGAAAACAAACGAAUUUCUCCGAAAACAGAAUUAUCUAUGGAUAGUGAUGAAUGUUGUGAAACUUCGAUGUUACUUUCCAAUCGACUUCCAGACAAUCUAUGUAUUCCUAAAGGAAGACAAAGUUGUGACAUUGAGAGUGGUAUAAGCUCAAGUUCAUGAAUUAUGACAGAUAUGUUAUGUUAAAUAUGUAUAUAAC